Molecule: messenger RNA, 1851 nt
Organism: Phycomyces blakesleeanus NRRL 1555(-)
Lineage: Eukaryota; Fungi; Mucoromycota; Mucoromycetes; Mucorales; Phycomycetaceae
Exons: 9
Coding region: 1-1542 (513 amino acids)
Biological process (GO): transmembrane transport
Molecular function (GO): transmembrane transporter activity
Source: RefSeq, a predicted model, not a curated record
AUGCCAGAUAAAUUAGUAUUUGUUUUCCAAACUGGUGUUUGUGUACUCUCGACCUUUUUGAUGAUCCUCAACGGAACAAUUAUUUCGCCUGCCAUGACAAAGAUUGCAACCGAUCUUGACGGUGUUGACAGUCAGGCCUGGAUUGCGUCUGCCUUUCUGGUUGGUGCAUGUGCUUCUCAACCAACUUAUACCUUUGUGUUCUAUCUUAUCAUUAAAAGGCGAGUUGUCCUCGGAUUUGGUGCUCUAUCGUUCAUGAUCGGGUGCUUGGUCUGUGCUUUAUCCCACACUAUCAAUAUGCUCAUAGCUGGGCGUACUAUUCAAGGCGCUGGCGGAGGAUGCCUUUUAUCCAUGUCUUUUAUUAUUGUUGCUGAUAUCGCAAGUGUUGAAGUACGUCCUCGUAUUCAGGCCUUGCUGGGCAUUUCUUAUGGCAUUGGCAGUGUGUCCGGUCCAAUUAUUGGUGGUGCACUGGUAGACUAUGUCACCUGGCGAUGGGAUUUCUGGCUUGGUUUUAUCCUCUCCAGUAUCAUCUUUGUUGUUGCGGUCUUUUUCUUUAAAGAGCCUGCUAAUGUUUCGCGUGAUUCAGUCUUAAGCAAGCUUAAGAGAGUCGAUUGGAUUGGUGUGGUACUGGCUAUGGGUGCUAUUUGCUGUAUAUUGAUUGCAUUGAGCUUUGGUAGCAUAUUAGGGUGGACAGAUCCCCACGCUUAUGGAGCCUUUACCGCAUGCGGUAUCGCUUUAAUCCUCUUGUUUAUUGUUGAAACCAAAUUUGCCGCUGAGCCUCUCUUGCCAAAGUCCAUUUUCUCCAACUUCCAUGCCGUCGUUGUUUUCUUCUUUAUGCUCUGCGUUGGUGCUCAAUUUGUGGCCAAUAUGUUCAUUAGUCCUAUGUUAUUCCAAGCCCUUUAUGGAGUAGAUGCAAUUAGCUCUGGUAUUCGUUUGGUUCCAUAUAUGGUUUGCCUUAUCUUUGGCGCCAUAGGUACAACAGCUGCCCUCAAAUUUUUUCCUUUCACCAAAUUUUUCCUUGUCCUUGGAGCUGCCUCGGCAGUAAUUGGCUACGGUCUCUUCCUUACUGUCAAUGAAAACAGUUCUUGGGGUGCACAGGCCGGCUACCUAGGAUUCUGUGGCUUUGCCUUGGGUAUUUCUCAAACAAACGGUCUUGUUAAUGUUCAAUCCGUGGUAGCAGAAAAGGAUGUUGCCAUAACAACAGCUAUGUUCAACUUCUUUAUGUUUAUGGGAGCUGCCAUUGGCGUUUCUAUUUACCAAGUCUUAAUAAGAACCUUUGUUGUUCACAACGUAGCAGAUGUUCCUCUCGAAUAUUUGUAUGUCGCCAACAAAUUUGGUGCCCUAAAAAAUUAUCUCUUUAUUCGUAAUAUGCCUGUUGAGUACCAAGGACCUAUUAUCCAUGUUUAUGCCAGAGCGAUGCACUCAGUGUUCAUUAUUCCCCUCGGUGUUGCAGCUGUUGGCUUUAUCCUUUCACUGUUUAUCAAAAAUGUUCGUUUUGGACAACCAGCUCAAACAGUCAAGGACCCCGAGAAUGUUCAAGCCUAGAGGUCUAGUGUUUACUGAUAAUAGUACUGUCAACCUCAUACACCAUACACACAUAUAUAUAUGCCUGUAUUUAUAUGUAACAUACAUACACAUAUACACAUACGUAUGUGUAUUUUCAUUGAUCUCUCAUAUACAUAUAUACACUUAUAUACUCCUUAUUAUUUUCUUAUGCACACAAAUUUUAAUAUUACUACCUGAAUUAUACAUAUUCUUCUGUUAGACGUUAUCUCAGAGACCCAUUUUACUACUUAAACCCUUUAUAUUAAUAUUAAUAAACUAUUACCCAAUAAACUUCCGUGUCUCUUUUUU